AUACAGUGAAACCUUUUUUUUUUCAUGCCCCAGGUGUCAUUUCUUCUUGGAAUCAUUCCAGUCAUUGUUGCAUGGCUGUACUCUGAGUGGUUGGAAUAUAAGAAGUCACCAUCCCCUUCUAAAGUUCAUUCAGAUAAUAAUUUGGUCGAACUGGAGAAUGAAACAAUCAAAGAAGAUGAUAGGGCAGUGUUGUUAGAAGGAGGUCUUGCAAAAUCUGCAUCUUCGAAGUUGUCCACUCCAUCCGUUAAAACCAACUUAAUUAGGUUUCUUUCAAUGGAGGACUCGUUUUUACUUGAAAAUCGAGCACUACUAAGAGCGAUGUCCGAAAUAGGAGCUAUUUUGUUCUAUUUCUACAUAUGUGACCGUACAAAUUUUUUUGCAGAUUCCACCAAGGUGCUCUUUCUUUUUCUUAGUUCUUUCUAAAGUCAGAAUUUAUGAAACUUGCCAUGGAGAAUUAUGCUGUGAACUACUUUUCUUCAUGUCUAUAUUCACGACCUACAUGUUGCAACAGCAAUGCAUGUAACAAUUUUGAGCAUUAGAAUUUCAUGGAUUAUCUUUUUGUCAAUGAAAGAUCUAAAUACCAACCCUUGUGAUAAAAGCAUAACUAAAUGAGUGGUACUCUUGUUGUAUACCUGUAACUCUCUCUGGAGAUGCAAAUGGGGAAGAACUCAGAAUUGUUACUUCAACUAGCGUUUUGAUUUUAUAUUUUAGUAUAUUCUCUUGCUAGUUAUCAUGGGACGCUGCACAUUUCUCCAAAAGGAACUUGAAA
This is a messenger RNA of Olea europaea var. sylvestris, 769 nucleotides long. Its product is annotated as protein REDUCED WALL ACETYLATION 1-like. The record is from RefSeq and is a predicted model, not a curated record. The coding region runs from base 25 to 423 and encodes 132 amino acids. Gene Ontology annotation, molecular function: acetyltransferase activity. Lineage: Eukaryota; Viridiplantae; Streptophyta; Magnoliopsida; Lamiales; Oleaceae. Gene Ontology annotation, biological process: xyloglucan metabolic process; plant-type secondary cell wall biogenesis; xylan biosynthetic process. Gene Ontology annotation, cellular component: Golgi apparatus. The transcript is spliced from 4 exons.